Messenger RNA from Ceratosolen solmsi marchali, 5899 nucleotides. It is a transcript of the gene gukh, whose product is annotated as NHS actin remodeling regulator GUK-holder. The record is from RefSeq and is a predicted model, not a curated record. The transcript is spliced from 13 exons. Gene Ontology annotation, biological process: cell differentiation. NCBI's taxonomy places the organism in Eukaryota, Metazoa, Arthropoda, Insecta, Hymenoptera, Agaonidae.
AUGCCGUUCGUGGUAAGGAAGGUGGAGCCGCGGUACGUGUGCCGAGGACACGUGCCGACGGUGGUCUCGCGCGACUGGCCGGUGGGUGCGGAGCUCGAGGCUGCAGCAAACGGCGCCUUGACCGCCUCCCUCAAACAGCUAGCUUCACUCCUCAUCGCCGCGGAGGAUAUCUUCGCGGAGCUCACGGCGGAGCUCGCUGGUAUCGCCGACAGGAGCGGCAAGCUCAGGACGAGGCUCGAUAUGGUGGAGGAGCGGCUCGCGCUACAGGAUCCCAAGAAGAUACCAGUCCCCGAGUCGGACAUCUGCACUUUCGCUCUGCGUACGGAUCACUUCCGGCUGUCGAACGAAACGAAGAAAUGCCUGUUCACCCUGGACACGCGGCCACGGGCUUUGAAGCAGCUGUACGAAACCGCGGCAGCGGCAGCCGUCAGAAGCCUCGACUCCAUGAGGAGAGAUAGGAAUUUCACCUCCUCCAUGGACAUGUUCAUAUGUACGCCGAUACUUGGCAAACGGAGACGCGACCACAGCCUCGACAUCGAAUCCCGAGUCCCUCGAGCGAUCGAGGAAUUACGUCGAUGGACGUCGGCUGAAGCCCUAGGUAACGUAACAGUCGCCCCAGACUGCACAUCUCGCAUCCUGGGGGAAACAGUGGACGACAGCCAACCGGUGGAUCAUAAGCUGCCGAGUCCCGAGGAGCAGCUCCAGGCAAUCGCCCUCAAAUUCCCAGCUGAGAUCGUAGCAGUAGAUGUUAGUGGUCGAGGUUUCCAGCGCAUGUCCAUGCGACGGAGAUCGAUGCACACAGGUCAGGAGUCACAGGAGACGGUGAAGAGGCGCUCCAGGCCACGCCGGCCCAGAGGCAAAAGACGGAAUACUAUCGCCGGCACAGAUCAGAAAGAGAUUCGUCAGGCGAUUGGCGGGGAAGCGACAGCGGACGAGCGAGAGGAGGCACACUCGAUUAGCGGACCCUCGAAACGGGCGCAUCGCUCGGUGAGUACGGACCUGCUAAGAAGCGGCACGAAGAAAGACUCGAACGUUGAAAAAAAAUCUCAUUUCAACACGCUCAAAGCAUGGGGCAGAUCCAGGCUGAAACUCAUCAGUCCCAAAUCCAGUCAGCAGCAGCAGCAGCAGCAACAACAACAACAACAGCAGCAACAGCAACAGCAACAGCUAAACUACAUGUGCGCGGAUGUUAACGGCUCAACGACAUCGUUGGUAAACCGCAGCGCAUCCGAUCAGCGGCUCUGUAAGCAACAACAACAACAGCAGCAACAGCAGCACCAACAACAGCAGUUGGAGGACGAGAUCCUCUUAGCCAAUGAAGAACUGCAUGAGGUCGGCAGCAGACGCUUACGGCGGGAGAAUCCCAAGUCGUCACACGAGCGCAAACCGAGUUCGUCGAGUUCCAGCAGUAAGAGCACAACGUCGAGCCUUGGAACUCUCGUAGCUAAACAAAAGCUGCAGGCCCAGCAGCCGCCGCAGCAGCAGUUGCUUCAGCAACUUCAAAUCGACGAGCAGCUCGAGCACCCAGGCGGUCCUCGUCCUUCGAAUGUGAAACUCCGGGAAAGCGCGGCCGAGAGGCGCGAACGAAGGAAGGCUAGAACCGACGAACCACCGCACUCUAGCUCCGGCAAUUGGAGCGCUUCCUCCGAGAGCGGCAGGGCCAGCAUCGGCAGUGAGACCACCACCACCACCCAUCCGCCCAGAUCAACAACUACAGCUUCAAUCGGCACAUCCUCCACCUCUCUGUCACAGGCGCGUCGUCUAAAAGGCCGCGACAACUCGGCCUCGUCCUCCGUCACUUCAGAAGGCACCCUCACGCCGGACAUCAUUCAGGACAUAAGCGUGGUGCCGUUCUCGGAUGACGGCGAGACCUCUUCCGUGUACUCCUGCGACACCGAGGGUUACUACACAUCCUUCCACAUGGACUCUGGCUUGAAGACGUUACGCGAAGAGGAGCCGCCCCAGCCGCCGAGUCCCCUCACCAAGACGAACGAGCUUCAGUCGGAUCCGACCUCACCCCUUAUCGAAAACGAGUAUGAGCUUUUCGGUAGGGGCUCGACUUCUACGACUACGAGUUCUGCCGGCACCGUCUGCACGACACUCAUGGCCCCGCCGCCACCCGAACGCAAAUCCAGCUUGACAGUCGUUGCUAUGGUACACGGUCAAAACAAAAACGGCGGAGAGUCUCCGGACAGUGGUCACAACACCUCAUCUUCGCCGGUGGAAUCGGCUUCAAGUCCUGCCUGCACCGGGCGCUCGUGUUCCGAAUUUGAGUAUUCGGAGUCGAGCGAUCUCGAAGGAUGCGAGCGCAUCGAACGAAUCCGUUCAAAGACAGCUAUCAACACGAGUCGCAUACCAUCCAUGUGCGUGAUAACACCACCCAACUCUGAUGACGAGCAUCAUCACCAACGACAUAAGGAUUCGGCACUAAAAGAAACGAAACCAAGAAAGGACCCGGGCUCCAUACUUAUGUCCGCUACUGUGGGCACGUCCAAGAUGGAAGUCAUCAAUGGUCAAGACAAAAAUCUGUACGCUACAGUUCAGACGGUGUUGACCUCGAGCGAAAAAGGUUUGUCAACGAUUUAAACGACAUGUUUCUGUAAAAUUUCAAACGUGCUUAAUUUAAAUAAUAAUAAAAAAGUCAGCCCUUUGAGCGGUGUCCUGGGUAAGCUCCGCGGCGUUCUACCAGGCAGGAAACACCAGUCAAAGUCGAAUCCGAACAGCCAGGAGGCGUUGCAUCAGCAGCAGAUAAUCGAGGCUGGAGACUACGUGACCAUUGCCGACGUGAGAAAUAAUAACGACAAGAGGCAGCCGAGAACCGCCACAUAUGCCAACGCGGACCUCUUCCAACGCGAUGCCGAGUACGUGAGCCUCAGCGAGCUCCCAAAGAAGCAGGACUCAUCCCUUGAGAGGCGCCGCCAAGGUGCCAGAGUUACCUUGGACUCCGAGGGCAAGGUAGUCUAUUCAUCGGACAGCCUGAAAAGGAGGAAGGGAGCCCACACGACCUUCAUCCCAGGUCCGUUUGUUAAGGAAGGAGCAUCCUCGCCGGCCUCCUCGCCACUUCUGCGACGUAACAAAGUGACGCCUCGGACGGUGCAACGAACGACUACGAGUGCCGUUGACGGUGAGGCGCGACUAAACUCCGACAUUUCCGUAACUCAACAACAGCCAGGCAAAAUCAUAAUCCGGGCGACCAAGUCGCCGGAACGCACGUCAAGCCCAGACUACAUACGGACGCCAUUGACAGUUGUUGGACCGAACCUGACUUCAGGCGGUCAGCGUCAAGGCGCUUAUGUCAACGUCCAGGGCGGCGGCGAAGAUAAUACAUUUCUCGCGAUCCAGCCAAACGAGCCGGUCUCGUCCUCGGCAUAUUCUCAGCAGCAACAACAGCAACAAAAACAGCAACAGCCACCGCCGUAUAUCGGACCCCCCCAUGUCCCGAAGCUUCACGAGGAUUAUCCAAACCAAGUCGUCUAUGAUAAUCGCUUCCAACAGCAUGAAUCGACACCGAGCCAUCAUGGAAAUAAAAAUUUACCGGCCAAUAAUCACCAACAGUAUAAUCAUCAAACCUACCAGCACCAUCGGAAAUCACCCGGCAUUCAUAACUUGCCCGAACCCUACUUGCAGUUCAUUUACAAGAAAAGCAAUCUUGACAAUCACUGUCAGCAUCAAAACUACUCGAAUCAUGCAGAAAAUGAAAGGAAGUACGCGCACCAAUUCCAGAAUUGCCAAAAGAACCAGCAACGAUUUUACACCCUCCCCAGCAGGAGGCCCAGUCGUGAAAUCGUCGUCGACCCACCAAGGAGCAUUACACCCGACAUAACCAGGGGUCUGACACGCGGACCGCCCAGCGCUAUGCACAUGCUCGCCAGGCAGGGCCAAAAGUCUGACUCCGCUGAAAGACUCAUCGAUCAACAGUACGGCCAAUCCGACGUUAAUAGCAAAAACCUCGAGCAGCUCGAGGCGAGGUACAAGCUCGAUCUCAACCAAAAGAAUCUCGAACAAUUCGAAGCGUCGUGCAAGCUUGCGGCUCAAGAGCAGCAGAGGCAUACACCAGUGGACGUUAAAAACAGAUUCGCUUCACCGCUCGGACUGUCAGCACUGGGUUACCGCCUUCUCGCUUCACCGAUCCAGGAUAACCUUAAGUUGGCACCGCUGUCGCCGAUUGGCCCAGGGCGUUCCAACGGCUUCAAGUCGUCAACACCAACGAGCCGCGCCACCACCACCGUCGUCGAGCGACUCGCCUUGCAAACUCAGAGGUGCGCUUCCCCAAACCCGAGUAUCCUGCGCCACGCGACCUCGGAGACGCAGCUGCUGUCCUCACCUCCCUGCGACUCGGGCAGGAGCACGCCCACAGGCCUCGUCCUCUCGCCCAUAAAAAGCACCAUGUCUAACGAAGAGCUUUUUGCGGCUAUUCACAAGUCCAAGCGGCGACUCAACAUCCGCGACGAUCCCGAGAGCCUCUCGCCCGUUUGCUCUCUCACCUCCCUCAUCAAGGGACAGCAACAUACCAUCGGGACGCGGCACAGCUGGAGUCCCGAGUCGCAGAAGCUACCCGAGAUUCCAAAGACUAUCGUGUCGCCAUCGACGACGUCGCGCAUGGAUUUCAAACGACUUCUGCUCCAGCAGAGUAUUAAGACUGGUCCCACGAGGAUCUCGGCAGCAGAACAGCUGAAACUCACGCGACAGCAGUGCCAAGAGUCUCAGCAGCAACCUCAACAGCAGCAGCAUCAGUGCUCGUCGAAGCUCGGACAGCAGACAGCAUUGACAAAGGUCCUGAGUCCGCGGUCGGCUUGGAGGUUCCAGACGCCACGCACGGACGUCCUUUCGUCGACGAUAAUUGAGGACGCAGCCGCGGAAGAAAAGGCCAUGAAUUCCUCGCCGGAGACUCCGGUACCAAGUCAAAGACUUAUUCCAGAUACCGUUUCCGUGCGUCGUCAGCUGGAAAUAGACGGCAUACCCCAGCGACUCGGCAAAUCUGAGAAGGAACUAGAAAAUCGGUUACAGGCUGUUGAGGCCAAACGGUCGGCUUCUACGGACGAGCUGAGUAGCCCCAUUAAAGCGUUCGAGAGUCGCAGGAUGAGCAAUCAACUAGCCAGGGCGCAAUUCCUCGCAAGUCCAGCUGCGCCCAAAGACCUCUACGGGAGGCGUUUUCGAGCGCGCUCAGAAUCACCCCAACAGAACAUCCAGCGUAACAAAGCAUCCGAAACACUUGUACAGAUAGACGUCGGACCCGUCACGCGUAGCCCAAGCGCCCCGACUCUCGAGACUGCGCUUUAACUAGAUGAUUUAAGAUAGUACCUCGAAACGGUUAGUCAAGCCUAAUGAAAAUGCAAUUUUGUGUUUAUUACUUCCUUUCCUCUCCUUUUGUUUUCAUAGUAGAUUUAUUCUUAUACACCGGAUAAAUCAGCGGUUUUCAAUUUUUAGUUAGCUAACAUUUGAACAAGUGUGAAUGUCGAUUAUGUUUCGGAUCAUCUGGCCUCAUUGCAUUAGUACUUUUUGCUUAUUCGAGUGUAAUGCGUUUAUUGGUGCAUAUAUGUUUAUCAUAUUUAUGGCGGUAUAAUUUAAUCAUCCGCCGUGCGAAUCUUAUUAUCGUGUAAAUAAGGACGUUAUUUUUCGAAAAUAUUAUGCUUUAUAAAGUGAACGUUUGAUUUUGUUGAUUUGUGUAUCGAAGACCAAAAUUUAUAAUUAUGUUAAAAAGUGCCGCUUUGUUUCGCGUAAAAAACAAUGUAACGAAAUGCAGCCAAGGUCACGUUUCUUCAAACGCUAAUAUUGGCUUUCAUUAGUAUUUUAAAGCAGCGUUAGGGCCUUUUUUAAUUUAUUUUGUAAGAUAUAUUUUUAUUUUUAAUGAAUCAUUUUCUUGUUAAAAAUUGGAUUAUGGAUUAAACGUCCAUAUCAU